AUGGCGACCCUAGGCCAACUCAAACGACUCGCAGAAUCCACCCUGGGUAGUGGCAACCUCAGUGUCGCUGUUCGUCUCCCGGAAGGCGAGCUUUUUGAAGAAUGGUUGGCUGUGAACACGGUCGACUUUUUCAACCAUUUAAAUAUCCUCUACGGCACGCUGACCGAGUUUUGCACAGCCCGAGAAUGCCCCGUAAUGUGUGCGGGACCGCGCUUCGAGUACCACUGGCAAGACUCGUCGUCGACCAAGUACCGGCGAUCCACACGUCUGUCCGCACCGGACUAUAUUGAAUGCCUUCUCAACUGGGCGCAGCGCCAAAUUGAUGACGAGCAGCUGUUCCCGGUGGACGCGCAAGCGCCAUUCCCGCCUGUGUUUGUGGACCGCGUGAAAGCUAUGUUGCGUCGUCUCUUCCGCAUCUAUGCGCACAUCUAUAACCACCACUUUGCACAGAUGUGCGCAUUGCGUUUGGAAGUGCAUCUCAAUACAUCUUACCGACACUUUUUCCUGUUUGUGCACGAAUACAAGUUGAUGGAUCCCCGCGAGAUGAUUCCCCUCGCAGAGAUCAACGACGCGAUUUUGGAAGAACAUAAGCGUCUCACUUCUUCUAGGUAG
Molecule: messenger RNA, 612 nt
Organism: Malassezia pachydermatis
Lineage: Eukaryota; Fungi; Basidiomycota; Malasseziomycetes; Malasseziales; Malasseziaceae
Product: mob1 phocein
Exons: 4
Coding region: 1-612 (203 amino acids)
Biological process (GO): positive regulation of protein phosphorylation; signal transduction; cell division
Cellular component (GO): cytoplasm; nucleus
Molecular function (GO): protein kinase activator activity
Source: RefSeq, a predicted model, not a curated record